UUGGGGCUUUAUCUGACUCUCUGUAGUAAUCCUAGCAAGAGGCAGAGGGAGCGAGCGGGCGCGCCCGCCUGGGUAGAAGAGCAGAGCGAGGCGAGCGAGCCGAGUCGCGCUCCGGGCGCCCGGGGAAGGGAGAUCCGGAGUGAAAGGGUGCUUCGCCUCCGGCCCACCCCACCCUGCCCGCCGCCCCCUGCCAGCAGUGCGCAACCCCCCGCCGCACCCGCGAAACUUUGCCGGUUGCGGCGGGCGGACACUGUUCCCUGGAACUUACAACACCCGAGCGAGAACGCGACUCUCCGGUCCGCCUAUUUGGGGAAACACUUCUCCCCUACGCUGCCCGGGACCCGCUCCUCUUAAAGGGCGCUCCUCGCCGCUUUUCGGACGCUGGAUUUCCUUCGGAUAGUGGAAAACCCGGCUGCCGCGAUGCCCCUCAACGUCAGCUUCGCCAACAGGAACUAUGACCUCGACUACGACUCGGUGCAGCCCUAUUUCUACUGCGACGAGGAGGAGAACUUCUAUCAGCAGCAGCAGCAGAGCGAGCUGCAGCCGCCGGCGCCCAGCGAGGAUAUCUGGAAGAAAUUCGAGCUGCUGCCCACCCCGCCGCUGUCCCCGAGCCGCCGCUCGGGGCUCUGCUCGCCCUCCUACGUCGCCUUCGCGUCCUUCUCCCCCCGGGGGGACGACGACGGCGGCGGCGGCAGCUUUUCCACGGCCGACCAGUUGGAGAUGGUGACCGAGCUGCUGGGAGGAGACAUGGUGAAUCAGAGCUUCAUCUGCGACCCGGACGACGAGACCUUCAUCAAAAACAUCAUCAUCCAGGACUGCAUGUGGAGCGGCUUCUCGGCCGCCGCCAAGCUCGUCUCGGAGAAGCUGGCCUCCUACCAGGCUGCGCGCAAAGACAGCGGCAGCCCGAGCCCCGCCCGCGGACCCGGCGGCUGCCCCACCUCCAGCUUGUACCUGCAGGACCUGAGCGCCGCCGCCUCCGAGUGCAUCGACCCCUCCGUGGUCUUCCCCUACCCGCUCAACGACAGCAGCUCGCCCAAGCCCUGCGCCUCCCCCGACUCCGCCGCCUUCUCUCCGUCCUCGGACUCUCUGCUCUCCUCGGCGGAGUCCUCCCCGCGGGCCAGCCCCGAGCCCCUGGCGCUCCACGAGGAGACACCGCCCACCACCAGCAGCGACUCUGAGGAAGAACAAGAGGAAGAAGAAGAAAUUGAUGUCGUUUCUGUGGAGAAAAGGCAGCCCCCUGCCAAAAGGUCGGAAUCGGGGUCACCCUCUGCCGGAGGCCACAGCAAACCUCCUCACAGCCCGCUGGUCCUUAAGAGAUGCCACGUGCCCACCCAUCAGCACAAUUACGCAGCGCCCCCCUCCACUAGGAAGGACUACCCAGCCGCCAAGAGGGCUAAGUUGGACAGUGGCAGAGUCCUGAAACAGAUCAGCAACAACCGCAAAUGUAUCAGCCCCAGGUCUUCGGACACGGAGGAGAACGACAAGAGGCGGACGCACAACGUCUUGGAACGCCAGAGGAGAAACGAGCUGAAACGGAGCUUUUUUGCCCUGCGCGACCAGAUCCCAGAGUUGGAAAACAACGAAAAGGCCCCCAAGGUGGUUAUCCUUAAAAAAGCCACCGCGUACAUCCUGUCCGUCCAAGCAGGGGAGCAAAAGCUCAUUUCGGAAAAGGACCUGUUGAGGAAGCGACGAGAACAGUUGAAACACAAACUUGAACAGCUAAGGAACUCUUGUGCAUAAGUCCACCUAUUAGAGGGAGGAACUGGAGUUGCUCGUGAAUUCUCACUUGUUACUAAGGGAAAGUAAGGAAAAAGCUUCCUUCUCACAGAACUGUAGCAACUCCUCAUAUCUGAACUUGUUUCAAAUGCAUGGUCAAGUGCAACCUCACAACCUUGGCUGGGUCUUAGGAUUGAAAGGUUUAGCCAUAAUGUAAACUGCCUCAAAUGGAAUUUUGGGCAUAAAAGAACAUUUUUUUAUGCUUGCCAUCUUUUUGUUUGUUUGUUUUCCUUUAACAGAUUUGUAUUUAAGAAUUGUUUUUAAAAAAUGUGUCAAGUUUACCCCGUUUUCCUGUGUAAAUAUGGCCAUUAAAUGUAAAUAACUUUAAUAAAACGUUUAUAGCAGUUAUACAAGAAUUCAAACCAUGUAUUAUAAACCAUAAUUUUUUUUAUUUAAGUACAUUUUCCUUUUUAAAGUUGAUUUUUUCUAUUGUUUUUAGAAAAAAUAAAAUACGUGGCAAAUAUAUAAUUGAGCCAAAUCUUAA
Neofelis nebulosa (Clouded leopard) is the source of this 2260-nucleotide messenger RNA. It is a transcript of the gene MYC, whose product is annotated as MYC proto-oncogene, bHLH transcription factor. Lineage: Eukaryota; Metazoa; Chordata; Mammalia; Carnivora; Felidae. The record is from RefSeq and is a predicted model, not a curated record. Bases 421 to 1740 code for a protein of 439 amino acids. Gene Ontology annotation, molecular function: RNA polymerase II cis-regulatory region sequence-specific DNA binding; protein dimerization activity; DNA-binding transcription factor activity, RNA polymerase II-specific. The transcript has 3 exons. Gene Ontology annotation, biological process: regulation of transcription by RNA polymerase II; positive regulation of cell population proliferation.